This is a messenger RNA of Amphibalanus amphitrite, 2576 nucleotides long. Its product is annotated as prostatic acid phosphatase-like. The transcript is spliced from 2 exons. Bases 404 to 1681 code for a protein of 425 amino acids. Lineage: Eukaryota; Metazoa; Arthropoda; Thecostraca; Balanomorpha; Balanidae. Gene Ontology annotation, molecular function: phosphatase activity. The record is from RefSeq and is a predicted model, not a curated record. Gene Ontology annotation, biological process: dephosphorylation.
AUAGGUAUCUGUUGUGGUGCUGAGGAUACCACUAAAUGAGAAUAAUAGCAAGAUAAAUAUUGUAUUCUUGCAAGUCAUUGUUGCCUAUCUGUUAACAUUACCUGUGAAUCAAAAUAAUGAUUAGCCAGCUGAUGGGGAAUCAAUAUUAUGAUUAUCUGUAUGAAGUGAAUCAAUUUCUUGAUUGCCUUUGACUACCUAUAGAAUUCAAAUUGUUAUGAUAGGAGCAAUAUUAUUUUGCUUAGGAGAUAGUUCCAGCAUUUCUGUUCAAGAUCAGGCAUGCUCCUUCUUGAAACACUCUCUUAUUUUUAUGUGAUUGGUAAAGAGGUCCGAACACCUAGAAGAGAAACCAGCAGAAAUCAUCCUCACGUGAGUGCUUUCUCAUACAUUUUCCUUCCUGUCCGUGAUGGGUCACCUGUGGCCACUGCUGCUGUCGGCCAGCCUCUGGCUGUCUGUGUGUGCCGCGGGCGACAACAGCACCCUGCAGCUAGUGCAGGUGCUGUUCCGACACGGCGCGCGCACCCCUGUGGUCGUGUGCCCCACUGACCCGCACCGAGACCUCUGGCUGGACGAGGGGCUCGGCCAGCUCACGAACCAGGGCAAGCAGAUGCAGUUUGAGCUGGGACAAUUUCUGCGGACACGCUAUGACGGCUUCCUCAGCGAGAAGUACCACGAGAACUACACACUGGUGCGCGCCUCGGACGUGGACCGCACCCUGAUGUCGGCUGAGGUCAACCUGGCCGGUCUGUACCCGCCGAAAGGGCGCGACGUGUGGAACCCGGACCUGGCGUGGCAGCCGAUCCCGGUCCACACGGAGCCCAUCACCUCCGACAGGCUGCUCAACUUCAUGGCCGCCUGCCCGCGCUACGCCAUCGAGCUGAAGCGCGUGCUCAACACGACGCCGCUGCGACUGGUGGAGAAGCAGAACCAGCCGCUGUACGAGUACCUCAGCCAGCACUGCGGCGCGCCCGUCCGCGACCUCGAGCAGGCCAUGCUGCUGUUCGACCUCCUCCUGAUCGAGGACGCGCGCAACUGGACGCUGCCGGCGUGGGCCACCGCCCGGCUGGCGCCCUACAACGCCACCGUCUACCCGGACGUGCUCAAACCGCUCAACGAGCUGGCGUUCGACCUGCUCAGCUACGACGCGGCGCUGCGCCGUCUGGGCGGCGGCGCCCUGCUCGCAGACAUCACCGAGCACCUCUCGCAGAAGGUGUCGGGCACCCUGUCGCCGCCCAACAGGGAGCUCUUCAUGUACUCGGGCCACGACUCGGACGUGGCGGCGCUGCUCGGCGCGCUGGGCGUCUACAACGGCAUCGCGCCGCCGCUGGCCAGCUGCGUCAUCGUCGAGCUGCACCGCGACGCGUCAGGCGCCUUCUUCGUGGAGCUGUUCUACCGGAACGACACGGCCGUGGAGCCGUACCAGCUGCGGCUGCCCAACUGCACCGGCCGCUGCCCCUGGGUGGCGUUCCGCGACCUGACGGCGCCGGUCCGGGUCCAGGACGGUGCCGCCGAGUGCGCGCCGCCCCCGAGCGGCACGCCGACCGCUCAGGAGGUCACCAUCAUCGCCCUGGCCGUCUCCCUCACCCUGCUGCUGGUGCUCUGCGCCAUCGGACUCUUCAUCUACUGCCGCCGGAGCCGCAACGGCGCACUGGCCUACUCCCACUUCGGCGAAAUCAACGGCUAGAGCGGGGGCGUUUGGCGUGUGGUGCCGCUGCCAACGACCCGGUUUGAGGCUCGCCCACAUGCAGGCGUGAUGUGGUCUUUCCCGAUGCCUACUUAUCCCGCCUACCAGUUAACUACCAAGGAUCAGCUUUGGCUAGCUGCAUGACAGAGAUGAGCUAUAUUAUCUACCAGUCCUCUGUGAAAUCUGUAUCUUGUAUAACCCAUGUGAAGUACCUAUAUCGUGCAUUUGAGGUUGAAGACAACGGUCAACAAGCAGUCAGCAAGAUAUAUUGAAGGCUGAUGUGAAAGGCUUUGGGUGAGAAGUGUGCAUGUAAUAAUUGCAGUAAUGCCACAAAAUGUCACCUAAUAUUUGUUUAACGUUCAGUGAGCGCAUGGAUUUGUGCUUUCAAACAGUCAUGGGCAUUAAUAAGGUGAGCCCAAGCAGCCUCGCUGCCGUGGAUGUUGCUAUGGAUCUGAUGUUUACCAGCAGUCUAAAUGGAUUUUGUGUGAGCCAGAAUCGUACAAUUAUUUCCAGUAACUGAACUACGCUUAGCAAAAUCCAGCAUUCAUUUGUAAUUUGUUUUGCGUUUGGGUUUGCUUGAAGCGCUCGUUCCUAGCGCUUUUAGGUUGAUAUUGUGUUCACAACUGUGUGCAUUGUUGUAUGAAUGGUCGUUGCUUUGACCUUGGGGCUAUCUUGUAAGGGUCGUUCAGUUUAAUUGGAGUAAUUUCGUCUCCAGCAGUGUUAUGGGAUUUGUAUCAGCUUUAUUGAUGGCCAUUUUCUCCUUUGUCUUUGAUUGGUUUGGUUAUUUUACCGAUACCUGAUAUUGGUUAUUGACUUGUAAAGCCACAAAAAGCCAGUAUUUAGAGCGACCUUGCUGUAUGCAUAUGUGAGGUAAAUAAAUGAACUAAACAGCCAA